CCUUUGUGAAGGGAAAGCAGCAGACAGAUCAGCAGGGUGGUAGCACAAUUUUGAAAACAUGGUAACGUCUUACCCGCUUCCUGAAGGUUUCUCUGAGAUUGAAGUAUUUGGCAUUGGUACAGUUCUUCUGGUUGAAGCUCUGCUUGGGUUCAUUUUAAAUGGUCUGACAAUCCUUUCUUUCUACAAAAUCAGAGAGCUGAGGACCCCUAGCAACCUGCUUAUAAUAAGCCUGGCAGUGGCAGACACUGGACUUUGUAUUAAUGCCUUCGUAGCUGCCUUUUCCAGCUUCUUAAGGUAUUGGCCCUAUGGGUCAGAAGGUUGUCAAGUUCAUGGAUUCCAGGGUUUUGUUGCUGCUUUGUCAAGUAUCAGCUCCUGUGCUGCAAUAGCAUGGGAUCGUUAUCACCAUUACUGCACUCGUAGCAAGCUACAUUGGACCACAUCCAUAUCCGUGGUGUUGUUUUCCUGGGGCUUUGCUUCUUUCUGGUCUAUGAUGCCACUCUUUGGAUGGGGUGAAUAUGAUUAUGAACCAUUAAGAACAUGUUGCACACUAGACUACUCUAAAGCUGACAGAAACUUCAUUUCCUUCCUUUUGCCCCUGGCUUUCUUUGAGUAUCUAAUCCCUCUCUUUAUAAUCGUGACUGCCUACCAGUCCAUAUACCAGAAGUUAAAGAAAAGUGGCCAAGUCAAGAUGAACACUGGCCUGCCUGUAAAAUCACUGAUAAUCUGUUGGGGACCCUAUUCACUGCUAUGUUUUUAUGCUAUCAUUCAAGAUGCAACUGUCCUAUCCCCAAAAUUACGCAUGAUGCCUGCCCUAUUGGCGAAGAUGUCUCCUUCAGUGAAUGCUUAUGUUUAUGGUCUUGGAAAUGAGAAUUACAGAGGAGGUAUCUGGCAGUUUCUCACAGGACAAAAAAUUGAAAAGGCAGAAACUGACAACAAAUCAAAUUAAUUCACAAAGGAGAUCUCGCCCUGUUUCACACUGUAAUGGACAGUAAGAAGUGAUUUUUUUUUUUAAAGUGGACAAUGUUAACUUCUGUAGUGUGCAAUACUUCCAAGCAUCUUGUGAAAGUAAGCCAAAUUUGUUUAACACACUGCAAACAUCCUGUGUCAGUAAAAUACAGCAUGUACAAUAAA
Molecule: messenger RNA, 1131 nt
Organism: Bufo bufo (common toad)
Lineage: Eukaryota; Metazoa; Chordata; Amphibia; Anura; Bufonidae
Gene: RGR
Product: retinal G protein coupled receptor
Exons: 7
Coding region: 59-946 (295 amino acids)
Biological process (GO): G protein-coupled receptor signaling pathway; visual perception; phototransduction
Cellular component (GO): membrane
Molecular function (GO): G protein-coupled receptor activity
Source: RefSeq, a predicted model, not a curated record